CUGGAGCCCGGUUCUUUGGGGCUCAGCCCGUAUCGGAGGGAUACGUGGUUUUGGUUGGAGGAGAGGGUCCAGGACCCUCGGCACCUCCAUCUGACUCUUUGUUUUGGGUUUUACGUCGAAGCCGCGCGGCGCGUCUGUCUGUUAUUUGUCUGAUCGUUGGAUUUGUCUGUCUAAUUUGUGCCCUAAUUUUCUUUGAAGCUACCAUGGGACAAUCGCUAACAACCCCCUUGAGUCUCACUCUAGACCAUUGGAAGGACGUCCGAGACCGAGCACGUGAUCAGUCGGUCGAGAUCAAGAAAGGAAAAUGGCAGACCCUCUACGUCCGAGUGGCCCACUUACGAUGUGGGAUGGCCGGUGAACGGACUUUUAAUAAGACCACUAUUUUGCAGGUUAAGGACCUGAUUUUCCACCAGAAGCCGUACGGACACCCUGACCAGGUGGCCUACAUUGUCACCUGGGAGAGCUUGGCAUUUAGCCCUCCUCCUUGGGCAGAACCCUUUGUGGACCCAUUGGCUUCCUGUUUCCCUAAACCUGUUUCCCCGAGCCCACCUGACCCUUUGGUUGCUUCUUCCUCUCUCUAUCCUGCUCUAACUAAGGAAGAGUCUCCCAAAGUCCCUCCCCCGAAACCUGUCCUCCCAGAGGACCCAAAUUCCCCCCUUAUAGAUCUCCUGUUGGAAGAACCUCCUCCGUACCCUGUACCUACAGCCCCGCCCAGAGAAGAGGAAGUGGAGCCGCCUGCUAGACCGCGACACGAGGCGGCCCCUUCCCCUGUGGCUGGAAGACUGCGGGGACGACUCGAGGUGGCGCCAGACUCCACCUCCCAGGCCUUUCCGCUUAGACAAGGGGCUGGCGGCCAGAUGCAAUACUGGCCGUUCUCAGCGGCCGACAUAUAUAACUGGAAACAACACAACCCCCCCUUUUCUAAGGAUCCAGUGGCUCUCACCAACCUGAUAGAAUCUGUCUUGCUUACCCAUCAGCCCACUUGGGAUGAUAUACAGCAACUUUUACAGGCCCUCCUGACCUCUGAGGAGAAGCAGAGAGUGCUCUUAGAGGCCAGGAAACAUGUUUUGGGGGACAAUGGACGCCCCACCUUGCUCCCGGAAGAGAUCGAUGACGCAUUCCCACUUACGAGACCUGAUUGGAAUUUCACCACGGCUGAAGGUAGGAGACACCUACGCCUUUAUCGCCAGUUGCUCCUAGCAGGUCUCCGAGGGGCGGCACGACGCCCCACCAAUUUGGCUCAGGUGAAACAAGUGAUACAAGAGGCUGCGGAGACUCCCUCAGCCUUCCUAGAGAGACUUAAGGAAGCUUAUCGCAUGUAUACCCCUUAUGAUCCAGAUGAUCCAGGACAAAUGACAAAUGUCUCCAUGUCCUUCAUCUGGCAGGCAGCACCAGAUAUCAGGGCCAAGCUACAGAGACUAGAAAAUUUACAAGGGUAUACAUUGCAGGAUUUACUUAAGGAGGCAGAAAUUUAUAACAAGAGAGAGACACAAGAAGAAAAGGAAGAUAGAGUAAUGAGAGAAAAGGAUGAGAGAGAUGAAAAGAAGCAGAGAGUUGAGUCAAAUCUUGGCCGCUUCCGUGUUCAGGGUCAAGAGAAAAGGGAGAGGGUGGGAGUUCGAAAGGGGCCAAAGCUAGAUAAGGAUCAAUGUGCUUAUUGCAAAGAAAGAGGACACUGGGCCAGAGAUUGCCCUAAGAAACCCAGCGGGCUCCGAAGACCCCGCCCACAGACCUCCCUCUUGGCCCUAGAUGAAGAUUAGGGAGGUCAGGGCCAGGAGCCCCCCCCUGAGCCCAGGAUAACUCUUGAAGUUGGGGGGCAGCCAGUCACCUUUCUGGUGGACACAGGAGCCCAGCACUCAGUCCUCACCCAGGCCCCUGGACAACUCAGCGACCGGAUGGCCUGGGUACAAGGAGCCACUGGCAGCAAGAGAUACCGUUGGACUACAGAUCAACGGGUUCAGCUGGCUACUGGUAAGGUGACCCAUUCCUUCUUACAUGUUCCGCAUUGCCCAUACCCUCUGCUGGGCCGUGACUUGCUUACCAAAUUAAAAGCUCAGAUCCAUUUUGAAGAAGGAGGGACCCGAGUAACCGGGCCCCGCGGUACUCCUCUUCAGAUUUUAACCCUUCAGUUAGAAGAUGAAUAUAGAUUAUAUGAACCAGAACAGGACAAGCCAAAAUCUCCAGAAAUAGACUCUUGGGUCAAUGAAUUCCCACUGGCCUGGGCGGAGACUGGCGGGAUGGGGUUGGUGCUCCAACAGCCUCCCCUAAUUAUCCAGUUAAAGGCCACCGCGACUCCUGUCUCCAUUAAACAGUACCCCAUGUCAUGGGAAGCCUAUCAGGGCAUAAAGCCACAUAUCAGGAGGCUCUUAGACCAAGGCAUCCUAGUCCCUUGCCAGUCACCCUGGAAUACGCCUCUGCUACCUGUUAAGAAGCCCGGCACUGGAGACUAUAGGCCAGUACAAGAUUUGAGAGAGGUCAACAAAAGAGUAGAAGAUAUUCAUCCAACUGUCCCAAACCCUUAUAACCUACUCAGCACCCUGCCUCCCACCCAUACUUGGUAUACGGUCUUAGAUCUGAAGGAUGCUUUCUUCUGCCUCCGGCUGAGCCCAGAAAGCCAGCCCUUAUUUGCUUUUGAGAGGAAAGACUCUGAAAUGGGACUUUCGGGACAGUUGACUUGGACAAGGCUACCACAGGGUUUCAAAAACAGCCCAACGCUCUUUGAUGAGGCCUUACACCGGGACUUGGUUGACUUUCGAGUCCAGCACCCCACUCUUAUACUUCUUCAGUUUGUUGAUGACCUUCUUCUAGGGGCCACUUCUGAGACAGCAUGCCACCAGGGAACAGAAUCCCUCUUGCAGACUUUGGGGCGAUUGGGCUAUCGAGCUUCUGCCAGAAAGGCUCAAAUUUGCCAGACCCAGGUUACUUAUUUAGGCUAUCAACUAAGGGAUGGACAGCGAUGGCUGACUCCGGCUAGGAAACAGACCGUGGCCAACAUCCCAGCCCCAAGAAAUGGCCGACAGCUACGGGAAUUCCUAGGAACGGCAGGAUUCUGCCGCCUCUGGAUUCCUGGGUUUGCCGAGAUGGCAGCCCCCUUGUACCCUCUCACUAAACAGGGGGUGCUCUUCCAGUGGGGGGCAGAACAACAGGAGGCAUUUGAUAACAUUAAACGGGCCUUGCUGUCCUCCCCUGCCUUGGGUCUCCCAGACAUCACCAAGCCCUUUGAACUAUUUGUGGAUGAGAAGCAAGGGUAUGCUAAGGGGGUCCUAACACAAAGACUGGGACCCUGAAGCGCCUGUGCAGCCUACCUGUCUAAGAAAUUAGACCCUGUGGUCGGUUGGCCACCAUGCCUGAGAAUGGUGGCAGCCAUUGCCGUCCCCACUAAAGAUGCUGGGAAGUUGACCUUGGGGCAGCCACUCACCAUCCUGGCACCCCAUGCAGUGGAGGCUUUGAUAAAACAGCCCCUGACCGCUGGCUCUCUAAUUCCCUGCAUGACCCACUACCAAGCCUUGCUACUGGAUGCGGAACGGGUCCAGUUUGGGCCCGUGGUCGCUCUCAACCCAGCCACUCUGCUUCCUUUGCCAGAGGAGGCAGAACAGCACGACUGUCUGCAGAUCCUUGCAGAAGUACAUGGAACCAGACCAGACCUAUCGGACCGACCUCUCCAGGAUGCUGACCAUACGUGGUACACCGAUGGUAGCAGCUACUUGCUGAAUGGGGAACGGAAAGCUGGAGCCGCGGUCACUACGGAGGACAAAGUGAUCUGGGCAAGCGCCUUGCCUGUUGGUACCUCCGCACAGCGGGCUGAACUCAUUGCCUUAACCCAGGCGCUCAAAAUGGCAGAAGGUAAGAGGCUGAAUGUAUAUACAGACAGCCGCUAUGCCUUUGCUACAGCACACAUCCAUGGAGAGAUCUACCGGAGAAGAGGGCUGCUCACAUCUGAGGGUAAGGACAUUAAGAACAAGACUGAAAUUCUGGCCCUCCUGGCAGCUCUGUUCCUACCAAAAAGACUGAGCAUUAUACAUUGCCCAGGGCAUCAGAAGGGACACAGCCCCGAGGCACGGGGAAAUCAGCUAGCUGACGUCUCAGCGCGUGAGGCCGCCAUGGGCACCCAAGUUCUGUCCUUAAAAGACCAAGAUCAACCCACGUCUCCACAGCCGGAACAGACCGGUUGGCUCUACACCACGGAGGACACAAAGCUCCUACAGAAAAUGGGGGCCGUUUGGUACCCACAGCUAAAACGGUGGGUCUACACAGGGAAAACAGUUAUGCCUAUGAAGAUGACCUUUGAAUUAAUCUCCUACCUACAUAAAUUAACACACCUGGGACUCAAGAAGAUGAAGACCCUCUUAAGAUGAGAAGGGAUUGACACCUACCUCCUGGGACGAGAUCAGGCCUUGCGGGAGGUGACUGAAAGCUGCAGGGCCUGUGCUCAGGUAAACCCAGGAAAAGCUAAAAUUGGACAAGGAGUCCGUCCCCGAGGACAUCGGCCUGGUACCCACUGGGAAAUUGACUUCACUGAAAUCAAGCCUGGUAUGUACGGACACAAAUACCUCUUAGUGUUCAUAGAUACCUUCUCCGGAUGGGUAGAGGCUUUCCCCACGAAACAUGAAACGGCCAAGGUGGUGACCAAGAAGCUCCUCGAAGAAAUCUUCCCCAGGUAUGGAAUGCCCCAAGUAUUGGGGUCAGAUAACGGGCCCGCUUUCGUCUCCCAGCACAUCUUCAGGCCCUACAAAUCGUGCAGAGAGACAUCUGGAAACCUCUAGCCGCGGCCUACCAAGACAGGCUUGAACAACCGACGGUGCCGCACCCGUUCCAGAUCGGAGACACCGUGUGGGUGCGCAGACAUCAGACCAAGAAUCUCGAGCCUCGGUGGAAAGGACCCUAUACAGUUCUCCUGACUACCCCGACAGCCUUGAAGGUAGACGGAAUUGCGGCUUGGAUCCACGCGUCUCACGCCAAGGCAGCCCGACCUGAGGAAACGGCAGAUCACAACAUCGCGCCCCAGACAUGGAAGGCUCAACGCACUCAAAACCCCCUAAAGCUAAGAUUUUCACGUUGUUGCUCUUAACUGUCUUAUGGACUAGGGGUGGGGCGAGUCUGGGGGCUAGCCCCCACCAGGUAUAUAAUAUGUCCUGGAUAAUAACUAAUUUAGAGACGGGCUGGUCUCAAGUCCUAGCUAAUGGUAAGCAUGCUGAAGGAACCUGGUGGCCCCCUUUGACUUUCGACCUUUGUC
Molecule: messenger RNA, 5230 nt
Organism: Rattus rattus (black rat)
Lineage: Eukaryota; Metazoa; Chordata; Mammalia; Rodentia; Muridae
Biological process (GO): proteolysis; DNA integration; virion assembly
Molecular function (GO): aspartic-type endopeptidase activity; nucleic acid binding; RNA-DNA hybrid ribonuclease activity
Source: RefSeq, a predicted model, not a curated record